UUUUCUUUAGUUAAAAGUCAUUGUUUAAUUAUUGGCAGGAAAAUACUAUAUUUGCAAUAUUGAGGAACGGGGUGUCAUUUAUAGAUUAAAGCAUAUAUAGGUUAAUUUGUAUGUUAUAGAGUUUCAAUUUUAGCAUUAUUUUAAUGGAAUUAAUUACAAGAAUUAAAUCGUAUAAUCAUUAUGGGAAAUUGCUUGAAGAUAAAUAAUUCAGAUGAUGUAUCACUAUUACGAAGUAGUGAAAACAGUAAUGGACAAGACUUUGAACAAAACGCUUCUACACCAGUGUAUUCUGAGAUCCUUCAGCCUGUUUAUUACCCGUCUCCAUCUGUAAGUCGUCCAGCAUCGAACCUAACAGAAGAGGAACAAGUAAAGAUUGCAAAGCGUAUUGGACUUAUACAGCAUUUACCAAUAGGUACAUACGAUAGUUCGAAAAAAACUAGAGAAUGUGUUAUAUGCAUGAUUGAGUUUUGCGUAAAUGAAGCUGUGCGGUAUCUGCCAUGCAUGCAUAUAUAUCACGUCCGAUGCAUUGAUGACUGGUUAAUGCGAAACCUAGUCUGCCCCAGUUGUAUGGAACCUGUUGAUGCGGCACUAUUAACUAGCUAUGAGACGACAUAACGUUAUGUAUAAUAUAAUAUUUAUCAGCUAUUUAAAAAAAAAAAAACUGUUGCAUUUGAAGUAAACAGAAACAAUUUUUUUUCUUCUAAAACUUACAUAUAAUUAAAUUAGUGACAAACUUUUAACAGGAAAGAUCGAUAGUUUGGACAUUAUUUGUACGUCUUUAAAUCAAAUGUAAUAAGAAUUGUUUUGUUAUUUAGUUUAAUAUAAUUGAAAAAUUUAUGGAUUUUAUUUUUGUGUUUGUACAAAACUAGAUAUAAUUUCGAUGGACAAUAUGCAUAAAAUUGUGAUUAAGUUAUAGAAACUGUAUGAAUAAUAAAAGCUGUCUUAAAAACUUAAUGUAUUAAUAGGAUAAUUAGGCAGUGAUGUAAUAAUUGCUUUCAAUACACUUAUCUCAGAACCACUAAGCUAAAAAACUUAAAAUGUGAAACAAUCAACGUAAAUUUUUGUCAUUUUUAAUGCUGUUAAAUUGUGUUGGAAUCAGUUUGAGUUUAGGUUAAUUUUCUGCAAUUUGUAAGAAGGUGGUUUAUUUUACUAAAAGGAAAUAU
This is a messenger RNA of Teleopsis dalmanni, 1163 nucleotides long. It is a transcript of the gene Rnf11, whose product is annotated as RING finger protein 11. The transcript is spliced from 3 exons. Bases 181 to 615 code for a protein of 144 amino acids. NCBI's taxonomy places the organism in Eukaryota, Metazoa, Arthropoda, Insecta, Diptera, Diopsidae. The record is from RefSeq and is a predicted model, not a curated record.